Messenger RNA from Phytophthora nicotianae INRA-310, 249 nucleotides. RefSeq lists its product as hypothetical. The transcript is spliced from 2 exons. The record is from RefSeq and is a predicted model, not a curated record. Bases 1 to 249 code for a protein of 82 amino acids. NCBI's taxonomy places the organism in Eukaryota, Oomycota, Peronosporomycetes, Peronosporales, Peronosporaceae.
AUGGCGAUGCGUGAGGACGAAGUGAACGCUUCGGGGAAAGAUACGACGGCGAUGGAGCCUGAGGUCGUGCGGAACGUGUGCGUUGGACUCGAAGAUGAGGAUCUCGGAGUGAUCGCCUACUGCAAGACCGAGUUCAUCCACAAUCAGAUAAUGAUGACUGAGCUUUCGCAGAGCAACGGCGAGCUGGGCAUGCGCACCCGCUACCUCGAGAAGGCGGUACGAAGUAGUAUAACUGCAACUGCAACCUAG